AUUUCCUGAGGGGCUAUGUGAUGUGGACCCCUCAGCUGUUUUGAGAGGGUUCAUAUAAUCAUGUUUAUUUUAUUUUGUAACCAUUAACAAUGUAGUAUGAUAGUUGUAAGACUAUAUUCGAUGAAUUAGUAUAUCGAAGAAGACAGGGGGUCAUGCGUAAUGUAAACGGGAAUUGGUAAGCCUACAGAAUAAACCCUCCUAAGGCAUUGGAAAGUUUCCUGAUAAUUGAGGCGCUCAUGGGGUGUUUUGUACUGGUGUACCUUCGUUCCUGGAAGAGGCCAGACUAGUUGCUUAGUGCGAGGAGUGUGCUUUGCCUGUCAUCGGCAUUGCCUUGUCCCUAUCAACGGAGACACUCGGGCUGUAACUGUCUGUGUCCGCCAAAAGGGCAUUACGAGCCUGGCUGUAACGAUAGCUGAAACAUGACGCCGUCGACGUUGAUCCCGGUUGUUGUUGUUCUGUGAGAGUGGGUUUGUGUGAAAUUAUAUUCCGAUCGCCGUCCAAAUCGGAAAGAUCAGAGAAACACAAGGCUGGGAUUAAACAAGGGAAAAUUGUGUAAAAGAGCGCGUGCUCUGAGCGCUGCAGAAUCGCAGUAGGCUACAUUGUAUCAAGUAGUUGUAGCUGAUAACGCGAUACAGUGUUGCUUUACUGAAAUACCAGCGGGAGACGAUCCAGGAACGUCUUGUUUUCGAAGUUUAUCGCCCAGCUGUAUGCAGUUGUCAAGGACAUUUGUGGUGCAGUGACUGUCCUGUGCGGUCUCUCUCCACCCCUGUUUGUCCCCCCGGCCUAUCAUAAAGACGCUGAGCUCAGGGACUGCGCUGCUGUAGGACCCCAUGGCUCUGGGCCUUCCAUCCUCCUCCAUGGGCCCCUGGUCCCGGCUUGCUGAGCGGCUGCUGUUGGGGCUCCUGCUGGUGUCUGGGCUGGGCAUGGCCCUUGGUCAGAGGGUUUACACCAACACAUGGGCCGUCCACAUCGCUGGAGGACCACACGAGGCUGACCUCAUUGCCAGUAAACACGGCUUCGUCAACCAUGGCAAUGUAUUUGGUGACAUCUAUCACUUCCGGCACCGUUCUGUGGAGAAGAGGUCUCUGUCGGGUCACCGAGGGACGCACAUCCGUCUACAAAAAGAGCCUCAGGUGACAUGGGCAGAACAGCAGGUGGUGAAGAGUAGGAAGAAGAGGGACAUCUACACGGAGCCCUCAGACCCCAAGUUUACCCAGCAGUGGUACCUGUACAAUGCUAAUCAUCGUGACCUGAAUGCUAAAGGUGCAUGGGAGCUGGGCUACACUGGGAAGGGAGUGGUGGUGUCCAUCCUGGACGAUGGUAUAGAGAAGAACCACCCAGACCUUAUAUCAAACUAUGACCCAGACGCCAGCUAUGAUGUGAACGAUGGAGAUCCAGACCCUCAGCCACGAUACACACAACUCAACGAUAACCGGCAUGGGACUCGUUGUGCAGGCGAGGUGGCGGCAAUGGCCAACAAUGGGAUCUGUGGAGUCGGAGUGGCUUACAAUGCCAAGAUUGGAGGAGUGCGUAUGCUGGACGGCGAGGUGACCGACGUGGUGGAGGCCCAGUCUCUCAGUCUGAACCCACAGCACAUCCACAUCUACAGUGCCAGCUGGGGCCCCGAGGAUGAUGGGAAGACGGUGGAUGGGCCCGCCAAGCUCGCCAAGGAGGCCUUCCUGCGUGGAGUGACCGAGGGUCGUGGGGGCCUGGGCUCCAUCUUUGUGUGGGCAUCAGGGAACGGCGGGCGUGAGAAGGACAGCUGUAACUGUGACGGCUACACCAACAGCAUCUACACCCUGUCCAUCAGCAGCUCCACCCAGAACGGCAACGUGCCCUGGUACAGCGAGGCCUGCUCCUCCACCCUUGCCACAACCUACAGCUCUGGCAACCUCAACGAGAAACAGAUCGUGACAACAGACCUCAGACAGAAGUGUACUGACACCCACACGGGCACCUCCGCCUCGGCUCCUCUGGCUGCUGGGAUCAUCGCCCUUGCACUGGAAGCCAAUAAAAACCUGACAUGGCGGGACAUGCAGCACUUGGUCGUGAGGACCUCUCAUCCCGCCCACCUCCUCACCAACGACUGGAAUACCAAUGGGGUCGGCCGAAAAGUGAGCCAUUCAUAUGGGUAUGGUCUGCUUGAUGCCAGUGCGAUCGUGGCUCUGGCUGAGAACUGGACCAAUGCUGGGCCCCAGAAAAAAUGUGUGCUAUCCAUGGUGGCAGAGCCCAGGAACAUUGGGAGCCACCUACUGAUCACCAAGACAGUGGACGGCUGUGUUGGGACAGCCAACCAUGUGAGCUCUCUAGAACAUGUCCAGGCCCAGCUCACCCUCUCCUACAACCGCAGGGGCAACCUGGGCAUCUACCUGACAAGCCCACAGGGCACCCGCUCCACACUGCUCGCUCCCAGGCCUCAUGACUACUCAUCAGAGGGCUUUAAUGACUGGGCUUUCAUGACCACACACUCCUGGGAUGAGGACCCCCGGGGGGAGUGGACCCUGGAGAUGGUAAACGUGGCAGGGGCCAGCGACUACGGCACUCUGACUCAGUUCACCCUGGUGCUGUAUGGUACAGGCUCAGACUCUCCCAGCUCCACAGCCAAGGACCUCUCUCAGCCCAGUAACGGCAGCUGCAAGACUUUUGACCUACAGCAGAUCUGCAUUGAGUGCAAUGGUGGCUACUACCUCUUCCAGCAGGGCUGUGUGAGGGGCUGUCCAGCCGGCUACACCGCAGGCUCCCAGCUCCUCAGUUACACCAUGGGGAACUCUGUGGAUCCAGCCUCGGUCCCCUCCUGCCUGCCCUGCCAACCCCCUUGCCUGACCUGCAGCGGCCUCAGCCCCAGCGCCUGCCUCUCCUGCCCCCCUCACAGCCACCUUGACCCUGUGUCCAGCACCUGCCUGCACCUCAACCAGAUCCAGAGGGAGUCCCCCGGGAACUUCAUGGUGGGCCAGGGCAAUGCCGGUCCCCGCCUAGAGCUCAGCUCCCGCCUGCCCGUCACCAUCGCCGUGCUCAGCUGCAUGAUCAUCAUGGCCACCUUCGCAGGGGUGUUCGUUCUGCUGCAGCUGAGAUCUGGAGUCCUGGCCAAACUGCCCUCACUGGAGGAGGCCGGCUCAGGCCUGAGGGGGGGCUUCGGCCUGGGGGGCAGCAGCAGAAUGGUGUCGUACCGCGGUAUCCCUACAGUGUGGGGCGAUGAGGGAGUGAACACUGACUCCGACAAUGAUGAGUUUGACGUCCACAAUGAGAAGACUGCCUUUAUCAAAACACAAAGUGCUCUUUAACCCCCUCCUGUCUUCAAAUUCCUUCUUUCUACAGCCUCUCCCCCAAUUCUCUGAGUCGUCUAAUUCCGGGCUCCCUGUCCUCAUGUUCCCCUCCUCUGGUUUCUCUUUCCCUGUUUCACUCCCUCGUUCUUCCUCUCAUGGGGUUUAAUUCCCCAGGUUUAGUGUUCCACUCUGUAGUGGGUGACGUGAUGUGAGACUGGAGUCACGCGGAACAGGGAUGGCCUGGGUGCGCUCGGCGCUCACUACACACUCGGGUGCUUUUCUAUUAAACUGUCUCUCCGUGCCCUUUCGCCCUCAAUCACCAUCAGACAGAGUGUUUUCUGAACACAGCCCAUUUCCCGGACGGCUCCAGGGUUUCCCUGUCACAAUAAACAAACCAUUAUUGUUUGCUCUCUCCCUUUUUUUCCUCCUUCAGUUCCAGUGCAGUAGCCAGAUGAGAUUGUAAAUUGGGGGUACAGUGUGUGUGUGUGUGUGUGUGUGUGUGUGUUGAGUGGAUACUAAGAUCGGGGUAGGGUCAGGUUCUGAGAAGCCACAGUGGAGUCGUCAAAGUCCCACGGUUUUGGUGAAUCAGCCCCAGGCCCUCCCAGAGCUGCGGAGUGUCCAUGCUGCAGUAUGACUGUGUCUCUCUCUCUCAGCUCUGGCUGGAUACAAGGCUAUGAGUCCAUGAGACUAGCAACGCUCACUCUACCCCCAGCAUGGGGAGAGAGAGGGGGGGGGGGGGGGGGGUUCGGACCGAGUGCUCGCUCGCUGCCAGAUCUCCAAAAAUAGGUCAGCAGUUCACCCAGCUAGGCCGCCACACUUUACUGGGCCUCAGAAUUUUGACCAAAAUAAUAUUGCCUCUAUGAUUAUUACCCCAUUCCCAAGGAAAAAAGUACCUAGGACUAAUUAAAUUGGCUUUCCACUUAAGUAUUUUAAUUGCUCAGCUUCUGAGGGUGAGCGUGUUAGAGAGAUGUAUUGUGGAUGGGGCUCAGUACAGUAGAAGUGACUUUUAACACAGGGGUUUCUCUGAGCAGCUAUACAGGUAGUGAGAAGAGUGUGUGAUAGAGAGAAGGGUUUUACGCACUGCAGAGGAGAGAGAGAGAGAGAAUAACAGUCUGGCCAUGAUUACCAGACGGGGCACUCUACUCUCUCUACUCUGCUGCUCUUUUAAUGCUGUUCAUCACACACACUUUGCACUAUGUUGGUCUUGUGUUUUUGUGUGUCUUGAAUGUGUGCAGGCCAAGUGUGUGAGCAGUUGAGCAAAAGGAAGGAAUGCCCACAUUAGGAAUACUAAGGAUGUGGUUGUGUUUGUCAGCUGAGUUAGGCCAACCGGUAUCAUAUGUAGUUUCCCUGUCUGCUGUUCUUUAAAGAACUGAGGUUGGCUAUAAUGAGCAAACUUCUUUUAACAUCUUUUAUCUGUCUGAGACUGAUCACUGCUUCUCUCCACUCGCCCUCCAGUCGUCAUCAGGGGUGUCGAUGCAAACUACAGAUAAUCUGUUUCAUAUACUUGCCAAUGAAUUAUAUCCUGAAUGACACUACAGCUCAGAUGUGUUCCAAGGGAGUUUUUUUUUCUAUUCAAACUGUGUCUUUAUUGAAAAAGUUAAGUGAAUAUUUGGCUGAAUAUCUUCCUUCUACAAUCUUCUGUACCUCAUUAAUUCAUCCAUUGGACAAAUAUUGGAUCCAUCCAUCUUUUUUUUUCUUUUAUGUUGAAAUUAUUUUUCAUUUCCAGCAGAUAAUAAGGGGCUUCGCUGAGAUGGGUUGUCAUAGUGACAACAUGCAUAAAAGAUUGAUGCAGCUGCUCAUCCCGUCCUCACUCAGAUCACACAGCAACGGCAGCAGAGUAUGUGUUACAUAGCGAUGAUGAAGGAUUAUAUAGGUCAAAGGUGAAAGCUUUUCAGAGAAGGAUAUUUCUAUUGAAUCGAUCCGGAGUUUUCCUUUCACUGAUUUACACUUCUGCAGUAAUAAUAAGACUGAAAUGUCUUUAUCUACAGUGCCACAGGGCUGUAGGGCUGCAUUCUCGCUUUGUUAUUUCUCUCUCUCUCCUCCCCUACUCUGUCUUGGCACAACUUAAAUGUAAAUUAAUAUAUCCUGAUUUAUGCCCUCUGAAUAUAUUGUUUUCAGGAUUGUUUUUUAAGGUGGUGGGGAGGGGGGGGGGGGUGAUCCCUGUGCUUUAAAUCUUAUGUAAUUAUAAACCUUGCUGAGAAAGACUUAAUCUUCAAUACACAUGUUGGGGAGUUGCUACCCUCUGAAUGCAAAGUAAUGACGGCCAACUUUGAGCAAAAUAUGUAAUUAUUACAAAGAUGGAAUAGUGUGCCAUUUAGCCCUGGCUGAUGUAAGGUGCAGUAAUGCUGUCAUUGUCUUUUCCCUUAAAAUGAAGAAGUAACCGAUAAAUCUUAAGAUUUUUCUUCCUACCAGAAUUCUAGUUGAGGCAAUCAUUUGAAUGUCCCAACGUACUUCCCCCACUUACAUCCGUUUCAUCUAAGUUGGUCACUCCUGAAUGUGGAAAUCUCUAUUGCAUUAUAACAGUAUGUCUAAGGAAACGGACAGCUGCUGGGGAGGAGGUUGCGCCCUUUGCAGUGCAGCCUCAAUACUACAUCUGACUGCAGCAGAGUUUAUGGCAUUACCAGGGCAAUUUAGAGAUGUGUACAGUUCUGCUUCAGAUUGCUGAGCCUGAGUUGGGGAGAUGACGCAAUCUGAGGUUUUCUAUAUGCAUUGAUUCAUAAAUCAGAUGACUUUUUUUUAUUUUUUUAGCCCUUUCUGUUAUUCCUGCCUUUUAAUGCAGAGACCUUUCCCUCUCCACCCCCUGCUUGGUGACGGUGGAGCAGAGACAUUCUGUAUGCUGAGAUGCAGGGUUGGAUGUGGAGGGAGCAGAUUGAGAAUGUAUCCCAUCCCCAUACACUAAAGGGCUGAAUGAGGCUGUAUGUGUGUGUGUUAUAACUACAGAAGAAACACACUCAUGGGGGUUAAACAGAGCUCUGUCCACCUCUCCUUAUCAAGUCUUUGGCCCGGGGCUACAUAUUAUUCCUUACAGAAACAGUGACCUAUGAAUAAUGUAAAAGAAUGACUACCUUAGAUGGGACAGAACUCUAAAAUAAGGCCUAUUUUUGUACUAUAUAUGGUGCAGUGUAAUUUUAUUGUAAUUUAAAGAUUUUUUUUUGCUCUUGUUAAAUUUGUCCUUUUUAUUUAAUUGAUAGAUUCUAUAAAAAAUAAAGAUCUAUGCAAACUUGA
Oncorhynchus gorbuscha (pink salmon) is the source of this 6488-nucleotide messenger RNA. RefSeq names its product furin-1-like. The record is from RefSeq and is a predicted model, not a curated record. Bases 831 to 3281 code for a protein of 816 amino acids. NCBI's taxonomy places the organism in Eukaryota, Metazoa, Chordata, Actinopteri, Salmoniformes, Salmonidae. Gene Ontology annotation, molecular function: serine-type endopeptidase activity. Gene Ontology annotation, cellular component: trans-Golgi network; Golgi membrane. The transcript is spliced from 16 exons. Gene Ontology annotation, biological process: peptide hormone processing.